Molecule: messenger RNA, 1757 nt
Organism: Arabidopsis lyrata subsp. lyrata
Lineage: Eukaryota; Viridiplantae; Streptophyta; Magnoliopsida; Brassicales; Brassicaceae
Product: NAC domain-containing protein 68
Exons: 1
Coding region: 916-1347 (143 amino acids)
Biological process (GO): regulation of DNA-templated transcription
Molecular function (GO): DNA binding
Source: RefSeq, a predicted model, not a curated record
CCAGAUGAAUCUAGACACUAUUGAGAACAGAUACAUAUAAAAAUUAGUUUAUAUGAAUUGAACAUAUACAAAAACUUUUCUUUGUCCACUAUAUAUUAGAGUUUAAAAAAAUAGAUAUAUAUAGGCCGGUUUUGAGAUUUUUGGAUCUCAAACCUUAAAAAAUUCGGUAGUUAGUUGAGAUAUUAAAAAAUAAAAACAAAAAAGGCAAACCGAAGAUGACAAACAUAAUUUGUGGUUCUGUAAAAAUGUACCCAAGACCCUCUUGGGACGAAAAAGAGGAGUUUGUUAGAUAUCUUGAUACUCAAGUAAUUAGAUCGAAGGUUAUUAGUAGCAUAAAUUCGUUAAACAAUAUUAGCUAAUAAGAAUUAGGAUAUGAUUAUGAAUAUAGGUGUUAGGGUCGGCCCUGAGAUUUUAUGGGUCUGACCUUAGAAAAAUACUUGUGGUCUAUUACUCUAUUUAGUGUUAAGGAAGAAAGAAAGGUUAACCAAACCGUUGCUGACUAUUGGACUCCAUAUAGGCCCAGUACGAUACCCAUGCAAAGUUUUUGUUUCCUUUUGUAUCUCCUCUACGUAACGUUUUUUUCUCAAAAAUUGAUGUUUGGAUUUUUGUAUGGGCCAAUCUUUUCUCUAUAUUGGGUCAUAUAGUAACUGAAUUAAUAUCUAUUUUUAAUCUAUAUUUACGAUAAUGUAAUAGAAAACUUAUAUAAAUUGUUUAGUGGAUUUGUUUUUAUAAAAACAGAAAAAAGGCCUUGUAAAAACUUAUCCAAAUUUAUAUUCAAUAGUCGGCGUUCAAGGGCACUAUAUAAACCUUGUUAGAGGUUGAUACCGUUCAUUGAUUAUCUCUCAUUGCACGUUCUUGUUUUCAAUAUCCUGAGAUCUUAUUUGGUUCGAGGAAAUAUAUAAGAAGAAGAAGAAGAUGUCGAUGGUUGAAGAAUUUUACGAUGAAGAGGAAGAGCUGGUUGGCUUUAGAUUUAAUCCUUCAGAAGAAGAACUCAUACUCGACUAUCUUCUACCUAAGCUUGGCUUCUACCAACCAAAAACGAUAUAUUUAUUAGAAGACAAGGACGAGAUCUACGCCAAAGUGCCGUGGCGGCUUAAACACACAGAGAAUGGUAUUUUUGAACCUAACGAGUGGUUUUACUUCGUGAAAAAGACAAACCGCAAAGUUAAAGGUUGGAAAGCCACUGGAGGGUUGAAAGAUGUCUUGUCCAAAAAAAACGGUAAAGUGAUUGGGAAGAAGAGAAAUCGCAGUUUCUACGUUGAAGGUGAACGGAGUGGUUGGACCAUGACAGAGUAUUCUUCCAUCGGCAACCAAAACCAACUUCUCUGCCACCUCAAAGGACCGUGAACAUCCCUAUAAUGAUUAUGGAAGACGAUGACUUGGUUUUCUUUUUUUUAGGUAGCUACUCAUUAUUUUAUUUCAUUGUGUCUCGUUUGAAGAUUCUUCUGGAGUCUUAGAUGUUUUCUUGUUUAUUUUGAUGUUUCGUUUUAUUCAUUAGUGUACACUUUUAAGUCGAGGAGAGUCUCAGAUGUUUUCUUGUUUAUUUAAAGGAAUAAAGAUCAUUCAAGUUUCUUAUGAGGAGCUUUGCAACUUUUCACAUGUUUUCUUUUCUUUUUCAUAGAUACACAAAGAAUGUUUAAUUUCCUUUUUUCCGAGGAAGAUAGUACCAUUCUCCAUUCAAAUCUAAUAUGAGAAUAAUGAUAUAUUAAUAUUUACUUGUGAAAUAUUCGAAAUAAAGCUUGUAUCUAAACUCUAAA